Messenger RNA from Ilex paraguariensis (yerba mate), 390 nucleotides. The record is from the annotation of a GenBank genome assembly. NCBI's taxonomy places the organism in Eukaryota, Viridiplantae, Streptophyta, Magnoliopsida, Aquifoliales, Aquifoliaceae.
AUGUUACACCAAUAUUUAACCGCCACAACAGUGGUCAAAGCCAACAGGACGGCCACUUCACCAACCCAGUUCGGCUUUCUCAACGUCGUCGACAAUCCGUUGAUCUUUGGGCCUCUAAUAUCUUCCACGCCGGUGGGCCGAUCCCAGGGACUGAAAGCUUCAUCCUCCCUUGAGACAGUGAGCCUAUUUUGUGCCCUUAACUUUAUCUUCACAGAGGGAGAGUACAAUGGCAGCUCUCUAGCCGUACUGGGUCAGAACCCGUUGCGCCAUCCAGUCCGUGAGCAACCGAUCAUCGGUGGUUCUGGUGUUUUCCGUCUGGCUCGUGGAAUUGCUACGUUUGUGACCUAUUUCUUUGAUGUUCCUGCUAAUAAUGCUUCUGUGUGGACGUGA